AUGUCGCACACAUUUUCAAACCUACUGCUCAUCGUGUCCGUCUUUCUAUCUGGAACACAAGCGGUUCCUCAAGCCCCAAUUGCCUCAAUUUGUUCCUUCCAAUGGACCCCGUCCAGUGCUUACGACAUCUUUAAGGACCUCAUUAAUACUUCUGGAUACCAUAAAGACGUUCGUCCCAUCAACGCUUCUGCCCCAUUCGAUCCCACGACGGGAGCCACCCCUACAACUGUCAAGGUCAACUUCUUCGUGUCCACGAUCGAGUCCAUCGAUGAGGUCGGGGGGUCCUUCAGGGUGCAACUUCUAUUUCGACAAAAGUGGCUUGACCCUCGGUUGGCUUACGAAAACAGUUUUCAAUACCAAAACCAAUGCAACAACAACCGUCCAUCUACGUUGAGAAUUCCUGAUUCGAUGAUUGACAACGUGUGGACACCAGAUCUUUACAUCAGCCAAGAACUUGACUCCAAGAAGCAUGGACUUUUUCAUCCCAAUCAAUUCAUCAAAGUCACCCCGAAGGGAAACGUUAAUUUCUCACAAAGAAUCACCCUGACUCUGUCCUGUCCUCAACUAGCAAAGUCAGACGUGGUCAAGAAGGAAUGUGACAUGAGUGUUGAAAGUUACGGUCAUCUGCAAGACGAGCUUGCCUUGGACUGGACAGAGGAACAUCCCGUCUACGUUGAAAAGGACAUUUUCGCCCCCAGAAAGUACAAGUUGGAUAAGUUGACGAAUGGGAGAUGCGAUACGACAACGUCAUAUGGAGUGUAUAGUUGCAUCAAGGCAAAAUUCCAUUUUUCCAGAAACUAG
Molecule: messenger RNA, 801 nt
Organism: Folsomia candida
Lineage: Eukaryota; Metazoa; Arthropoda; Collembola; Entomobryomorpha; Isotomidae
Product: glycine receptor subunit alpha-3
Exons: 1
Coding region: 1-801 (266 amino acids)
Biological process (GO): chloride transmembrane transport; nervous system process; signal transduction
Cellular component (GO): neuron projection; membrane; synapse
Molecular function (GO): neurotransmitter receptor activity; chloride channel activity; transmembrane signaling receptor activity
Source: RefSeq, a predicted model, not a curated record